This is a messenger RNA of Zophobas morio, 1310 nucleotides long. Its product is annotated as zinc finger protein 142-like. Gene Ontology annotation, molecular function: RNA polymerase II transcription regulatory region sequence-specific DNA binding; DNA-binding transcription factor activity, RNA polymerase II-specific. The coding region runs from base 178 to 1251 and encodes 357 amino acids. Gene Ontology annotation, biological process: regulation of transcription by RNA polymerase II. The record is from RefSeq and is a predicted model, not a curated record. The transcript is spliced from 2 exons. NCBI's taxonomy places the organism in Eukaryota, Metazoa, Arthropoda, Insecta, Coleoptera, Tenebrionidae.
CUAGAAUUGACUUAUUCAAGUAUCGAUUAGGCCAAAGCUAACAAUGAAGUAGUAAUAAUAUGUAUUUAAUUUAAGCAGCUGUGCAGAAUUUUCCAUAUGGGUAUAAGGUGAGAAAGUAAAUGGUUAACAAACGAUUUACCCAGAUGUCAUUUCUUGAGUAUUCUGAAAAAAUUUGUCAUGCAAAAGCCGCAUCCGAGAAGGCAUAUUUCUGUCAAGUUUGUUCAUUUAUUACAAGAUCCAAUUUUAUGUGGAGCAACCAUAUCAAACGUCACAGGACUGCGCUUCAACGCUUUGAUUGCGCAAAUUCCACCCUUGAAACAUGUUCAAACACGUCACUCAACCCCCAGAGAAAAAGACGAAUUUUCAGGUGACAACUUCAAAAUACAAAGUUACGUUUGUGACAGAUGUCACUUUCAAACAUAUUUUGUAAUUAAGUGGCUCAAACACACUGCAGUUUGUAAGGAUUGUGAAAGUGUUAAGCCAUAUUCUUGUGACCAAUGUGACCAGAAGUACAAAUACAAACGUUCUUUAAAUUUCCACAAAAUUACAAAGCACUUGAAUGACGAUGAAAUAUUUUGGUACUACUGUGCUGAUUGCUCGUACAAAACUAAACUAAAAUGUUUGCUGAAAAGCCACAUUUACUACCACCAUGCACGCGGACGUGACAUCAAAUGGUUUAAAUGUGAAGAAUGUUCGUAUAAAACUAGACACAAGUCGUCUUUGAAUGUACACAUGAACGCGCGACAUUUGGACGAACAAGACGUCAAAUGGUACCAUUGCGAAAAAUGCCCCUAUAAAGCUAAACAAAGCUCUGUAUUAAAAAGUCACGUAAUGGUGCACCAUAUGGAAGAACGGGAGAUUAAAUGGUACGAAUGUUCAAAAUGCACGUACAAAGCGAAACGCAAAUGUGGGUUGAGAAAUCACAUAAAUGCGCGUCAUUUGGAAGCAGAAGAAGUCAAAUGGUACAAAUGUAAAAUGUGUCCAUUCAAAUGUAAAUUUAAUUCUGGGUUAAUAACCCACACGAAUCGGAAGCAUUCAGAUAAACAAAAAUCUAAAUGGUUUGUGCACCGAAAAUCGUAUGAAUGCAUACACUGUCCGUACAAAACUCGAAAAAAACAUGAUGUGAAAACUCACACCGCUGCAAAGCAUGGAGAUGUGCAGAAGUGGUUUAAAUGUGAUCAGUGUCCGUUUGUGAGUAAUCGCAAGUCGUCUUUAAAAAGACACGCGAGUACUUUUCACGUGGAUGAUUAGAAUUUUAAAUGUUGCCAAAGUAUGUCCAAAGAUCAUUUAAAAAGACUACGAAGAAAACA